Messenger RNA from Eptesicus fuscus (big brown bat), 600 nucleotides. It is a transcript of the gene IL11, whose product is annotated as interleukin 11. Gene Ontology annotation, molecular function: cytokine activity; growth factor activity. Gene Ontology annotation, cellular component: cytoplasm. The record is from RefSeq and is a predicted model, not a curated record. The coding region runs from base 1 to 600 and encodes 199 amino acids. The transcript has 5 exons. Gene Ontology annotation, biological process: positive regulation of cell population proliferation; positive regulation of MAPK cascade. Lineage: Eukaryota; Metazoa; Chordata; Mammalia; Chiroptera; Vespertilionidae.
AUGAACAGUGUUUGCUGCCUGGUCCUGGCCGCGCUGAGCCUGUGGCCAGACCGAGCCGCCGCGCCAGGGCCGCCCCCCGGCCCCCCGAGGGCCUCCCCGGACCCGCGGGCCGAGCUGGACAGCGCCAUCCUGCUGACGCGCUCCCUGCUGGCCGACACCCGGCAGCUGGCCGCGCAGCUGAGAGACAAAUUCCCAGCCGACGGAGACCACAACCUGGAUUCUCUGCCCACCUUGGCCAUGAGCGCAGGCGCGCUGGGGGCCCUGCAGCUCCCGGGCGUGCUGACGCGGCUGCGGGCCGACCUGUUCUCCUACCUGAGGCACGUGCAGUGGCUGCGCCGGGCGGGCGGCCCUUCCCUGCGGACCCUGGAGCCCGAGCUGGGGGCCCUGCAGGCCCGGCUGGACCGGCUGCUGCGGCGGCUGCAGCUCCUGAUGGCCCGCCUGGCCCUGCCCCAGGCGCCCCCAGACCCGCCGGCGCCCCCCCUGGCCCCGCCGGCCUCGGCCUGGGGAGGCAUCCGGGCGGCCCACGCCAUCCUGGGCGGCCUGCACCUCACGCUGGACUGGGCCGUGCGGGGCCUGCUGCUGCUCAAGACGAGGCUGUGA